Molecule: messenger RNA, 2198 nt
Organism: Cinclus cinclus
Lineage: Eukaryota; Metazoa; Chordata; Aves; Passeriformes; Cinclidae
Gene: PPM1G
Product: protein phosphatase, Mg2+/Mn2+ dependent 1G
Exons: 10
Coding region: 338-1855 (505 amino acids)
Biological process (GO): protein dephosphorylation
Cellular component (GO): nucleoplasm
Molecular function (GO): cation binding; protein serine/threonine phosphatase activity
Source: RefSeq, a predicted model, not a curated record
UAAUUGUGGUAGUAGUGAGUGUGCGCGGCUUUAUCUGUGCGAGCGGGCGCCCCUGGCACCGGCUGGCGGCGGCAUCGCCGGUCCCGAGUCCGCUGCUCUCCCGGAGGAGCCUCAGGGCAGGUCGUAGCUACCGGCGGGCCGUCUAGAUAGUCCCGGGGCGGAGCGGGCCGCGGUGCCGCUCUAGCCGCGCCUCUAUGGUCGGCGCUUCCGGCCGCCGAGCUUCCGGCCGCGCGACUUCCGGUCGCCGCCCGCCGGUGCGAGGUCCCGACACCCCCGCAGUCCGCCCGCGCCCCCCGGUCCGGUCCGGUCGUCGCCGACCGAGGCCGCCGCGGCCGCAAUGGGCGCCUACUUGUCCCAGCCCAACACGGUGAAGAGCUCCGGGGACGGCGCCGGGCUCGGGCCGCGCCCGCUGCACUUCGGGUUCAGCGCCAUGCAGGGAUGGCGCGUCUCCAUGGAGGAUGCCCACAACUGCAUUCCCGAGCUGGACAGUGAAACAGCCAUGUUCUCUGUCUACGAUGGACAUGGAGGAGAAGAAGUUGCCCUAUACUGUGCCAAGUACCUUCCUGAGAUCAUCAAAGACCAGAAGGCCUACAAGGAAGGCAAAUUGCAAAAGGCCCUGGAAGAUGCAUUCUUGGCCAUUGAUGCCAAGCUCACCACAGAGGAGGUGAUUAAGGAGCUGUCUCAGAUGGCUGGGCGGCCACAGGACGAUGAAGAUGAGAAGGAGAAAGUUGCUGAUGAAGAUGAUGUGGAUAAUGAGGAAGCUGCUCUUCUGCAUGAAGAAGCCACAAUGACCAUCGAGGAGCUUCUCACACGUUAUGGACAAAACUGCACCAAGAACCUCAAAGCCAAGUCUGUAGCUGCAGCUGGGGAUAAUGCUGUGGAGGGGACAGGCAAGCAGCAUGAUGGGGAGUCAAAUAUGAAUGGAGAGGCUGACCCAGGGGAGCUUCCCGACCACAAAGAGAGGAAGAACGGGAAGCCAGACGAAGAAAUCACGGGUAUUUCCUCCACCUCAGACAAAGCCAGCGCUGGAGGCAACAGCCCUACUCUGCAGAAGCCUGAACUAGGCAAAGGUGACGAGGCCGUCACCUCUUCUACUGGGGAGGCCGGGCCCUCCUGCUCCUCUACGGGAAAGCCCCAGCGCACAACCAAAUCCAAAUUUUUUGAGGACAGUGAGGAUGAGUCAGAUGAGGUUGAGGAAGAGGAGGAAGACAGUGAGGAAUGUAGCGAGGAUGAAGACGGUUACAGCAGUGAAGAGGCAGAGAAUGAAGAUGAAGAAGAUGACACUGAAGAAGCAGAGGAGGAUGAGGAUGAAGAGGAGGAAAUGUUGUUACCGGGCAUGGAGGGGAAAGAGGAGCCUGGCUCAGACAGCGGGACUACGGCUGUGGUGGCGCUCAUCCGGGGCAAGCAGUUGAUUGUGGCCAACGCCGGGGACUCGCGCUGUGUCGUGUCGGAGGGCGGCAAGGCCGUCGACAUGUCCUAUGACCACAAGCCAGAGGAUGAGGUGGAGCUGGCCAGGAUAAAGAAUGCCGGUGGCAAGGUCACCAUGGACGGAAGGGUGAAUGGUGGCCUCAACCUCUCCAGGGCCAUCGGGGAUCACUUCUACAAGCGGAACAAGAACCUCCCUCCGGAAGAGCAGAUGAUCUCUGCCUUGCCUGACAUCAAAGUGCUGACAAUAAACGAUGACCACGACUUCAUGGUCAUUGCCUGUGAUGGAAUCUGGAAUGUCAUGAGCAGCCAGGAAGUGGUGGAUUUCAUCCAGUCGAAGAUCACCCAAAAGGAUGAGAAUGGAGUCCUGCGGCCCCUCUCCUCCAUUGUAGAAGAGAUGGGUUCCCUGGGCACUCCAGCCAGUGUCUGACCUCAGGGGUGUUGUCCAGCCAAAGGAAUUUCUGCCCACAUUCAGAAACCUGGGGCUGCCGAGGCCAUCUCUGUCCCUCUGUUUCAAGUGGGAACAGCAUUUGACUGCUUGACUGCUGCAGAGGUCUGGCCUGGCAGCCCCUGAGCCACUGUCAGGUGCUGGAAUGGGCCCAGUGCCUCGGGGUGGUCCCAGUGUGUAUCUGUUCUCUCUGCUGACUUGCCCUGUCCCUCUCCAGCUGCUGGAUCAGUGCUUGGCUCCAGACACCUCAGGGGAUGGCACCGGCUGCGAUAACAUGACCUGCAUCAUUAUCAGCUUCAAACCCCGUAACACACACCCACCUGCU